AUGAUUCGCUUUAUAGCGUUUUUCACCAUCAUCCACGUUAUUUUGGGAUGCGGUCCUGCGACAGGACCACUACUACCGGCAAUGGUUGCCCUGUUCACUGAUGAAAAUUUCGACGCAGCAAAAACUGCCUACUACAAAUCAUUGGCAACAGAUCUAAUGAAGAAUGUCUUUAGUAAAUAUGGGCUCCCAUACAUAGAAGGUUGGGCGCAAAUAACACCACGAAAUGACGGCGGGAUGGUCACUAUAGAUGUGAAGAUUUCGAGUGUGGAUUGUGGACAGCUACAUCAACUUGUCACUCUGCUGAAGAAUGAAAUCUUCCUCAUCGAAUACGCGGGUUACCGAUGUGGAUCGAAUCCUAUAGUUUAUGUACGAUAA
This is a messenger RNA of Necator americanus (New World hookworm), 375 nucleotides long. RefSeq lists its product as uncharacterized. The transcript has 4 exons. Lineage: Eukaryota; Metazoa; Nematoda; Chromadorea; Rhabditida; Ancylostomatidae. The record is from RefSeq and is a predicted model, not a curated record. The coding region runs from base 1 to 375 and encodes 124 amino acids.